Saccoglossus kowalevskii is the source of this 1413-nucleotide messenger RNA. Its product is annotated as 24-hydroxycholesterol 7-alpha-hydroxylase-like. Gene Ontology annotation, molecular function: iron ion binding; steroid hydroxylase activity; oxidoreductase activity, acting on paired donors, with incorporation or reduction of molecular oxygen. The record is from RefSeq and is a predicted model, not a curated record. Gene Ontology annotation, biological process: bile acid biosynthetic process; cholesterol homeostasis. NCBI's taxonomy places the organism in Eukaryota, Metazoa, Hemichordata, Enteropneusta, Harrimaniidae.
AUGGCACAUGUUGCUGAUGCCGACAGGGGCUUCCACAAGAUCCUUGUUCGGACAGUAGACACCGAUGUAGUUGUGUUAGCAGUAGCGACUGUUCAGCAGCUAGGAAGGAUAGACCUCUGGAUUGCAUUUGGAAGCGCAAAUAUCAAAGACACUUAUUUUUUUAAAAGUCACACCAACAUCCACGAUAUGAUGAAGGGAAAACUGGCUCCGAAAAAUCUUCAUCAAUUCUCUGAGAAUCUAUGUUACCAAUUUAAUAAGCAGAUAUCCAAGUUACCAUCGUCCGGGAAAGGGGACCUGAUGUUGAUGGUGAGACGUAUCAUGUUCGCGGCAGUUGUGAAUAAUCUAUUUGGUGAUGAGAUCUUGCCAACCACUGAUGACAAAAUAAAUGAGUUGGAAGAGACGUUUGUGAAGUAUGAUGAUGGGUUUGAGUAUGGUUCUCAGUUGCCCGAGAUGUUUAUGAGGUCUUGGACUCAGUGUAAAUACUGGUUGUUAUCAAUGUUCGAUGGUGUGGUGAAGAAGUUAGAGACUCAGACUCAGCAACUGGAAAAUAAGACUUUGUUACAGUCCUUAGUUAAUUUAGUUGACAAGGAAGUUGCUCCUAAUUACUCGUUAUUGUUACUGUGGGCAACGCAAGCUAAUGCUAUUCCGAUCACAUUUUGGACGCUAGCAUUUAUUUUAUCAAACAAAGAUAUUGAAGUUUCAUUGCGACAAGAAAUUGAUAGUGUCAUUGGUGACAGGAGAGGAGAAUUAAAGUUAACAGAAAAAGACUUGCAGAAGGUCCAGAUCAAAAGAGCCAUUCUGGAGGCAAUACGUCUUCGAUCACCGGGUGUUAUCACUAGGAAGGUCGUUAAGCCUUUUGCAAUAAGGGGUUUCACCGUUCCAGCGGGUGAUUUGUUAAUGUUGUCCCCAUUUUGGGCUCACAGAAAUGAAAAUCUUUUCCCAGAACCAGACUCGUUUAGCCCAGAUCGUUGGUUGAAAGCUGAUUUGGAGAAAAAUGUCUUUCUUGAUGGAUUUGUUGCAUUUGGAGGUGGAAGAUACCAAUGUCCCGGAAGAUGGUUUGCAUUGAUGGAGAUCCAUAUGUUAAUUGUGCUAAUGCUAUACAACUUUGAUAUUAAGUUGGUGGAUUGUGUACCAAAACAGAGUUCACUUCAUAUUGUUGGGUCCCAGCAACCUGAAGCCAAGUGUCAUAUUGUAUUCACUAAGAAGAAAUAAUAACAACUUAAUACAAGAUGAACUAUCGAUGAAUUUACUCACUGGGACAAUAGCCAAUGACGAAAUCUCCCAUAAUCACGUGUGUUCGUAACACUUCCAAUAUAUAAAUGCCAAUGUUAGACAGUUGAACACUGUAAUUGUUUUAAAGUGGAGGGGUCGUCACCUACGCACGUGUGGGAAUUGAGUCCAACCGACAAUAAC